This is a messenger RNA of Oncorhynchus gorbuscha (pink salmon), 2687 nucleotides long. RefSeq names its product interferon regulatory factor 2 (gene irf2). Gene Ontology annotation, biological process: regulation of transcription by RNA polymerase II; immune system process. The transcript is spliced from 9 exons. Gene Ontology annotation, molecular function: RNA polymerase II cis-regulatory region sequence-specific DNA binding; DNA-binding transcription factor activity, RNA polymerase II-specific. NCBI's taxonomy places the organism in Eukaryota, Metazoa, Chordata, Actinopteri, Salmoniformes, Salmonidae. Bases 751 to 1785 code for a protein of 344 amino acids. Gene Ontology annotation, cellular component: nucleus. The record is from RefSeq and is a predicted model, not a curated record.
AUAGUAUUCCAUAUGAAAAUCUAACAUAUCAUGGUUAUUCAAAAGUUGGAAACUGUCUUUAUCCAACACUUGGACAUCUGAAUGGGUGGGACUUGCAGAGUGUUUGGCCUCAGAUAAGAUGUCUGUGUCUGCAGGGCCAAGGCGCUUGCAUUUCCUGUGUUAGGGGCCAGGGAAACCACACUGCCUUUGCUUUGCCUUUCUGACAAUACUGACCAGAAACUACAAGGUUUUACUUCCAUCAAUUUCUAAUAACAAAGACAGUUCAUUAAUCAUGGGCAAAAAUUACAUUUGUUUUCUGAUAUUGUAUGUAGGGUUUACAGUACACAAGUUAUGUCCACAUUUUCAGAAAUGAUCUAUGCAAAAAGCACUGUAGCAAGUUUUGAAACGGAGCAACUAGUUUCGUUUCAAGCAGAAAAUGCAAGCUGGAAUCCAACCAGAUGGGUGUUGAGGAAGUGAAAAUGAAAUUGAGCUGUCCGUUGCAGAGGCGUAGACCAAUGAGAAGACUUCCGUGCUCUCCAGAACCCUGUGCAACGCCAUCUAGGCUCAGGGGACGUGAGACAAACAAAUCGGGAGGGGAUUUCCACGCCAAGCACUUCCUUUACUUGUUUUGCUUUCGAUCUGGACACUGAAAUAGGCUAAAUUAACUUUUCGUUUGAUAUACAGAAACUCAAACUACACGAGAAUAUUGUGCAACUGACAAGAGGACUGUCGAUUAAUCAAGCUGAAUAUAACACUUUAUCGCAGGCGACCAUGCCCGUGGAAAGGAUGCGAAUGCGGCCAUGGCUGGUGGAACAGAUAAACUCUUCCCUAAUUCCUGGCCUGAUAUGGAUUAAUAGAGAGAAGAGGAUCUUCCAGAUUCCAUGGAUGCAUGCUGCAAGGCAUGGCUGGGAUUUGGAGAAAGAUGCUCCUUUAUUUAUGAACUGGGCCAUUCAUACAGGAAAAUACCAACUAGGGAUCGACAAACCAGACCCGAAAACAUGGAAGGCCAAUUUCCGCUGUGCUAUGAACUCUCUGCCUGAUAUUGAGGAGGUGAAAGACAAGAGCAUCAAGAAGGGGACCAACGCUUUCAGAGUAUACAAGAUGCUGUCUGCUUCAGAGCGCCAGACCAAGAAAGGAAAGAAGAGGACUGAGAAAGGAGGAAAGAACAAGCAGCAGGUGGAACCCGGUUUCCCAGCCAUGGAGAGCAUGAAUGGGUCUGUUGGAGACCAUCAUGGGCCGGUGGUGAAGGUGGAGGUGAAGGAGGAGGUGAAAGACGAGUACUUUACAGACUGCACAGAAUAUCUUCAUCAGAGCAGUCACAGUCCUGGGUACGACCAGCUGAUCGUUGACGACCUGCCUUGUGUCUGCCAGACCAUCGAGGUGACCACGGAGAAUGAGGAGCAGUCAGUCAGCUCCAGCCACCCGUACCCACUCCAGAUCUCCCCUGUGUCCUCGUAUGGAGAGAGUGACCCAGACAGUGUGCACAGUGAAGAGGACUCCAAGGAGGAUCUUCGUGGUGGGCUGUGGGAAUCAAGUUUCACUUCCUCUGUGCUGAGAGUGCCCUCGUGCUCAUUACCCAGCAUGGCCACCUUUGUCACUGGUGGAAAGGUAACCAACUUCAAAGUGACCAGCACCAGGGACCCCAUGCCCCUUAUUAGCUACAGCAACAGCCCCUGGACCAGGGACAUGCCAGCAGCCCAGCACCCUCCCUCAGAGCAGGCUUCCUCCAGCCAGGCCUCCGCUGCAGAGACCAGAGCCAGCGUUAUCAUGAAGACAUCAGACGUCUCCUCUGUGAAGACCUGCUGAAGAACUGGCAGUGCAGUGACUCAAGACCAGAUACAGGCCAGUCAGGGGCAGGCUUGGUGUUGAAAAGCAUUGAUCACUGCUGGGCUUGUUGUUCGACCAGAGUGCCUACUCAUAGUAAUGACUAUGUCUAUGGGACAUACAGUAUAGGGGCUCUGUGAGCUGUAGAAUAUGAAUCGAUGCCCAAACUGAACCUGCCAAGAUCUCAGGGCCUUUUAGAUGGGAUGGGAGUGAGGGGAUGAAUCUACAAACUGUUGGGCAUCUCUCCCACUCCCCACCCACUGUUAUUAAUGUAUAUACUGAUAUGUCUGCGUAAUGGCAUACCGCUUCUGCACCUUAUGGAAAACACUGAUGGGCAUGUGAGUGGCCACACUGGCUGUGUGUUUACACUGACAGCAAGGCUGAAGCCUGGGAAAGGCCUUAAGAGGCCUUGCUGAUCUAACUUUCCAAACUUGUCUUUGACCUUCAAGGUGAUGCCAUCCAUUGGUUAGGAGGAUGAAGUGAGUAAAUGCACCUGGUCAUUUAUCUUGAUGCCUUUUUAAGCAAGCUUAUAUAUAUAUUUUUUUUUUAUAUAAAGGGACAUUUUAAUCUAAGGUGGACAAUUUAUUUGAUUUGUAAAUUUUUUACUCAAUGAAAGAUUUCUGAUUCUUUGUUCGAUUUGUUUUUUAUUAUUGUUAUUUACAUGACACAUUAUGAAGAAAAAAAUACAUUUUUAUCAAGUCCGCAUUUGUGACAUCUCAUGUGUGAAAUUGUAUAGGCUUGUUGCUUAUGUGUGCCUCUAUGUAAUGGUGUUUUAAAUUAGUUGCUAAAUCCAUUUACACACGUUUGAGUGUGUCACACAUUCAUGGCCAACUCUUAAUCCUGUGGAUCAACAUGCAAAUCUUAAUAAAAAUAUUGUUUUGUAA